Molecule: messenger RNA, 928 nt
Organism: Doryrhamphus excisus (bluestripe pipefish)
Lineage: Eukaryota; Metazoa; Chordata; Actinopteri; Syngnathiformes; Syngnathidae
Gene: tmem97
Product: transmembrane protein 97
Cellular component (GO): endoplasmic reticulum
Source: RefSeq, a predicted model, not a curated record
CCUGAAAAGCAACAUAGAACAACAAAUAAACGGACAUAAAUUAACAAAAAACACAGGAAAGAUAGGAAAAUAUUUAUUCACAACACUUGGGUCGAUCCAAUGUGAUAUUACUUUUGUAUCGGCAUUAUCAAUAUUUGGAUCGACCUGCCCGCCCCAACGUGUAGUUGCUGAACCACUUUCGGGUACAAACCACAUCGCUGACCGGCGGUUCGCCUUAAACUACAAUAUAAAAUGGCGGCUAUUCGUUUAUUAGAGAUAUUAUUUUUCUUGUAUUUUGUAUCUCACAUUCCUAUCACAUUGUUAAUCGACUUGCAACUUAUUCUACCCGGAUAUCUAUAUUCCCAAACUCUGAAAGACGUCGUCAGUGGCUACGCUGAGAAGUUUAACGAUGCAAUGGUGUUGGAUCCUCCCGAGUGGUUUAAGACUUUCGUUUUCUGUGAGGCUUUGCUCCAAACUCCAUUCUUUCCCGUUGCAGCCUACGCUUUCUUUAAAGGAGGCCGCCAUUGGAUCCGGACUCCGGCCAUUGUUUAUUCCACUCAUGUGGCCACCACGAUGAUCCCGAUUCUGUCCCACAUCUUAUUCCAUCAAUUCCCCGAAGACGGCCCCCGGGGCCCACAGACGCCGCGUGAGCGCUGGAUGCUAGCCUCCAUAUACGCUCCGUACUUGUUCAUCCCCGUCCUGCUACUCUGCACUAUGCUGAUGUCGUCCACGUACAAUCCCAAAACCAGGUCUAGGAACAUGCACUCGGCCAAAGGCAAGAAGAAAAACUGAUGGGGUUUUUUUUUUGUCCAUUUCAAGCCUUCUGUAAUGUACAUCUUUAUUCCUGAGGUCAGUGAAUGUACCUUGGGCAUGGAACAAAACCACUUCAGUGCCGCCUGUCAGAUCAACCAAGCUGUUGUAUUGUGGGUAAUAAAAUACUGACAUCCUG